Messenger RNA from Marasmius oreades (fairy-ring Marasmius), 1590 nucleotides. RefSeq lists its product as uncharacterized. The record is from RefSeq and is a predicted model, not a curated record. Lineage: Eukaryota; Fungi; Basidiomycota; Agaricomycetes; Agaricales; Marasmiaceae. The transcript is spliced from 6 exons. The coding region runs from base 1 to 1590 and encodes 529 amino acids.
AUGGCUUCGUAUGACGAUCCGAAGAUUCCUCCCCUCACGAAACCGCUGGAAGCCUCGGAGCACGAACGUGAAUGUACAGAGGUUACUACCCAGAACGUCCCAUCAGGCGGCAAUGGAAGAGAUUGGAAGGUGAGCGGUCAAACACAGCCGUUCGCGUCUUCCGUAUUGACAUCAAUGGUGAAUUCUGAAGCUAAGGGAGAUGUGACACAUACCUCGCUGGCUCCACCACCCACAGAACCUACCAUCCAGCAGUCAUGGGACGCACUCACGAAAACAAUAGACACUCGAGAUGACGAACUGAUGAAAGGGUACAAGGAAGAUAUAGAUACGUUGUUGGUUUUUGCCGGUUUGUUUUCUGCCAUUGUCACCGCCUUUACGAUUGAAUCUUCGAAACGGUUGGAAGAAGACCUUCAAAAUACCACAGUCGUGCUUCUCAGACAGCUCGCCCACCGGCAGAUGAGCGGCCUAUCCUCACCUCCGCCUGCACCUUUCACUCCCAAUCCCUCAGAUGUUCGCAUCAACACCGUCUGGUUUCUCAGCCUGAUCCUUGCACUCGUGUAUGCCCUGUUCGGGCUACUGUGUAAACAAUGGGUUCGGGAACAUCAACGACAAACGAAUACACGUACCCCAGGUCAGGCUUUAGCUCUUCACUGGCUGCGUAACCAGAGCUUUGCACGGUGGCACGUACCGAAGAUCCUCGCGUCCCUCCCAAUCCUACUCGAAGUCGCACUCUUCCUAUUUUUUGCAGGGUUAUUGGAGCUGUUAUGGAACCGACAUCACGUCCCAUUUGCGAUUGCCCUUGCGGUCGUCGGCUUCGCUGUUAUUUGUUACCUCACAACCACGAUACUUCCCGGUUUGCAUAUCAUUCGACAGGUCUUUCAGACCCACCCUUACUUCACUGAGGACAAUCCAGUGUUUUACCCACGCGACAUUGGCCGUUUACCACCAAUCGACCUCAUUUGUCCCUACAAAUCUCCUCAAUCGUGGCUGAUAUUUCGUCUCUUCCCUGUUGUGUAUCAUUUUCCUGGUUUUAAACCGCUUUUAUACUCUUUACUCAUCAAGUUUAAUGGGUAUUGGGACAAGGACAAGGACAUCGACGAUCUUGAUUAUACCAUAACCAAAAACAUCUUAAAUCUUUCUCACUGGCCAUCGCUCGAUCUACACAUUAUCCAACGGUUCUCAAGUAUGGAAAGAUGUCCGGAUUUAUACGAGCUGAAAGGGUUUCGCUGGCUGGUCCAGGAGACUCGCGAUAUUCCAUCGAUGAUACCCCAUCUAAAGAAUGUAUUGGGCGAGUUACCUCUACACCUAGUCAUGCCCGCGAUCUUCGAUAAAUGGGAAUCACCCGCCGGUAAAUCCACAUGGAGCAUUGGUGAUCUAAACUCUGCAUUGGAAUCUCCUCCGACGCGAGGCAGUAAAAACAAUUUAUUCGACGAUCAGACAUCGCCGGAUGACUUGUCUCUUUCAUCCCAGAUCCUAUGCUUUCGACACCUCCUGGAAACCCAUGACCAUUAUUGGUUAGCAGAAGCAGCAGAGAGGAUCUGGGAUCGUAUACUCAAUGACCGUAAAUCCCUUAACGACCGAAUCCAGUAA